This is a messenger RNA of Arabidopsis thaliana (thale cress), 771 nucleotides long. RefSeq names its product Calcium-dependent lipid-binding (CaLB domain) family protein. The transcript is spliced from 3 exons. NCBI's taxonomy places the organism in Eukaryota, Viridiplantae, Streptophyta, Magnoliopsida, Brassicales, Brassicaceae. Gene Ontology annotation, molecular function: lipid binding. The record is from RefSeq and is marked reviewed. The coding region runs from base 1 to 771 and encodes 256 amino acids.
AUGGGCAUGAUAAAUCCAUACGUGCAAAUCGAGCUCUCUGAAGAUAAAAUUUCAUCUAAGAAGACAACUGUUAAACACAAGAAUUUGAACCCUGAAUGGAAUGAGGAAUUCAAAUUCUCGGUCAGAGAUCCCAAGACUCAGGUUCUAGAAUUCAAUGUGUAUGGCUGGGAAAAGAUUGGGAAGCACGAUAAGAUGGGUAUGAAUGUAUUAGCUUUGAAAGAAUUGGCGCCUGAUGAACGUAAAGCAUUCACCUUGGAACUGCGUAAGACUCUGGACGGUGGUGAAGAAGGGCAGCCUGGCAAGUAUAGGGGGAAGCUGGAGGUUGAACUCUUGUAUAAGCCAUUCACGGAGGAAGAAAUGCAAGCGGUUCAGAAAGCUCCAGAAGGCACACCGGUUGCUGGAGGAAUGCUUGUGGUAAUAGUGCAUUCGGCUGAGGAUGUUGAAGGAAAGCAUCAUACCAAUCCUUAUGUGCACAUCUACUUCAAAGGGGAGGAGAGAAAAACAAAGAAUGUGAAGAAGAACAAAGACCCAAAGUGGAAUGAGGAGUUCUCCUUUAUGCUCGAGGAGCCUCCAGUCCAUGAGAAAUUGCACGUGGAAGUGUUUAGCACCUCUUCUAGGAUAGGUCUAUUGCAUCCCAAGGAAACACUAGGGUACGUGGAUAUUCCGGUGGUGGACGUGGUGAACAACAAAAGGAUGAAUCAGAAGUUUCACCUUAUUGAUUCUAAGAAUGGAAAGAUCCAAAUCGAGCUUGACUGGCAAACUGCCUUUUGA